Cyphomyrmex costatus is the source of this 330-nucleotide messenger RNA. Its product is annotated as putative nuclease HARBI1. The coding region runs from base 1 to 330 and encodes 109 amino acids. The transcript has a single exon. The record is from RefSeq and is a predicted model, not a curated record. NCBI's taxonomy places the organism in Eukaryota, Metazoa, Arthropoda, Insecta, Hymenoptera, Formicidae.
AUGCCGAAUUGUUUCGGCGCGAUUGAUGGAAAGCACAUUGUUAUACAAGCUCCUCACAAGACUGGAACUAGUUACUUCAAUUAUAAAAGAACGUUCAGUAUUGUAUUAAUGGCAGUUUGUGAUGCAAACUACAUUUUUACUCUUGUUGAUGUUGGUGCUUUUGGAUCACAAAGUGACGGAGGAGUCUUCAAAGAAUCUGCUUUUGGAAUAGCUUUCGACAAUAAAGAAUUGGAAAUACCAAAAGAUAACUAUUUACCGGGAACUGACAUAAAGUUUCCAUAUUAUAUGGUUGCAGAUGAAGCGUUUUCUCUGAAAAGUUACAUCAUGUGA